GGCCUCCCCGGCGCCGCGCCCGGUGGAUGGCGGUGGCGCGGAGGAUGGGGCCAGAGCGGGUGUGUCCCGAGGAGCCGGGGCCGCCGGAGGCCCCCGACGGCGCGGCGGGCUGGAGCGGCGAUGAAGAAGAGGAGGAGGAGGAGGAAGAAGAGGAAGGAGGCGGCGGCGGCGGCGGCGGCGGGUACUUGUACCAGCCCCUGAGCCAGGAGCCGGAGCAAGGCCCCGGCGAGGCGGUCCCCUCCUCCACCCCGGCGGGUUGCGCUGAAUCGGGCCCCAGCCUACAGGAGCGGCUGCAGAUGCUGAGGCUGCACCUGCCCGACCCGCCGGUGGAUAGCGAGGAGGAGGAAGAGGCGGAGGCGGAAGGCGCCGCGGCUCAGAGCAGCCGCAGCUCCAUCCCCAUGGAUGCAGAGCAUGUGGAGCUGGUGAAGAGGACGAUGGCCAGUGUGAAGCUCCCCAGCCUGGGCAUCCCUGCCUGGGCCAGCCAGAUCUCGGAGGAGCAGUGGAGGGACGUGGUGCAGCGCACACUGCAGGCCCGGCAGAGCCUCGGCGGCCCCAGGCCCGAGUGGAAGUGAGGGCAAAGCAGCGGCACGGGGGCUGCUAACCCCGCGCCCCCUCCACCACACAGGUCAGGCAGGCGUCCACUGCCUCGGAGCUGGCUGGUGCUGGGACUUGGCUGCCAUUGACCUUCCACUUUCUCCUGCUGAACAUCGUCAGGCUUCCCUUCCUGUUCCUCGUUUUUGGUUCUGGCUGUGUAAGCUGCUGUGAUGUCCUUUUGUUGGCUUCCUCUGCCUCUGAGAAGCCUGACCCAUUUCUAUGUGUGCGUGUGGAGGGAGGGGGCUUGGUUGGCUUUGCCCAGGUUGCCUUGGGAAAAACACUGGAUUUGUCUUGUUGGUGCUAGAGAAGUCCCUCUGCAUACUAGGACGACUCCUCCCGCGACAGGGGCUGUGUGUUGGAAUAUCAGAUGUGGAGUCCAAUGUGUCUUUCCAAGAGGUCAGUUUUAUUUAGUUCUGUACAUACAGGGACAUCUGUACAAAAUCCAACACUUUCAUACUAUGUAAUGCUCUACUGAAAAUAAAGUACACCAUAUGUACAUAUGAACUGUAAGCAGCUUAA
Calypte anna (Anna's hummingbird) is the source of this 1113-nucleotide messenger RNA. RefSeq names its product male-enhanced antigen 1 (gene MEA1). NCBI's taxonomy places the organism in Eukaryota, Metazoa, Chordata, Aves, Apodiformes, Trochilidae. The transcript has 3 exons. The coding region runs from base 27 to 572 and encodes 181 amino acids. Gene Ontology annotation, biological process: spermatogenesis. The record is from RefSeq and is a predicted model, not a curated record.